Sclerotinia borealis F-4128 is the source of this 1701-nucleotide messenger RNA. The record is from the annotation of a GenBank genome assembly. Lineage: Eukaryota; Fungi; Ascomycota; Leotiomycetes; Helotiales; Sclerotiniaceae.
AUGGUGGCAGCUUCAGCAUUGGUGCUUUUAAGCACUUUAUCUACUUCGGUGCUUGCGGCGGAAGCUUCAAGACCGAGGGGUGUUGGGCCUGAGUUCGCGAAAUUCUAUAAAUCAACGGACAAAUUCACCUGUCUUUCAAACCCCUCCAUUUCAAUCGAUAUCUCCAAAGUAAAUGACGAUUACUGCGAUUGUCCAGAUGGAAGUGAUGAGCCAGGCACAAGUGCUUGUACAUAUCUUUCCAAUCUCUCACCCCCUCAACCAUUGCAGAUUACGACGGGUUCGAUCCCUCAUAAUACGAGUUUAGCCUUGCCGGGAUAUUACUGCAAGAAUAAGGGUCAUAUACCGGCAUAUGUGCCAUUCACAUAUGUAAAUGAUGGAGUGUGCGAUCAUGAGUUGUGUUGUGAUGGGAGUGAUGAGUGGGAGGGUGUUGGAGGAAUAGAAUGUGCGGAUAAGUGUGCGGAAAUUGGAAAGGAAUGGAGAAGGUUGGAUGAGAUUAGGACGAAAGCUUAUGUGAAAGCGAAUAAGAAGAGGGAUGAAUUGAUCAAGGAAGCGCAGACUUUGAGAGCGGGUGUGCAGAUGAGUAUUGGGAGGAUGGAGUUGGAGAUUACUCAAUUGGAGAAGAAGGAGCAGGAGCUGAAAGAAAAGUUUGAGGAAGUUGAGAGGAGUGAGAGAGGAAAGGUGGUGAAGACUUCGGAGGGGAAGACUAGUAAGGUUUCGAUUUUGGCAUUGAUGGCUAAGAAUAGAGUUGGGGAGUUGAGAGAUACAUUGACGGGUGUUCAGGCGAAGAAGGUAGUUUUACAGAAUAAGGUCAAGGAAUUGGAGGGGAUCUUAUCGAGAUUCAAGGAGGAACGUAAUCCUAACUUUAACGAUGAGGGUGUUAAGAGGGCAGUUCAAGCCUGGGAGGAUUAUGCUGCUACGAAGGAUGCUAGUGAGGCAGAUGAUACUACAAGUGAAGAUGCCGCUGUGGAGGAAACGGCUAAGGCUGAGAAUGAUGGGAUUGAGUGGGAGACAUGGGAGAAUGAUGAGGAGGAUAGUGAUGUUGAUGCUCUCUACAAAUUUGAAGAAUAUCUCCCUGAAUCUAUUCGUGCCUGGGUCCACCAAAAGGUCACUGAUCUCCGCAUCAUCCUCAUUGAAAAUGGAAUUCUGGCCGACAACUCCAAAGCCGGAUCCGAGUCCAAGGCCGUACAAGAUGCUAAAAAUGCUUAUCAAACUGUUAGCGAUGAUGUUGGUAUUAAGCAAAAAACCCUCUCUGAUCUCAAAUCAGACCUCGAGAAAGAUUAUGGCGUGGAUGAUAUAUUCCGCGCACUCAAAGGGACCUGCGUAACCAAAGAUUCCGGCGAAUAUGACUAUGAACUCUGCUGGAUGGAUAAAACUUCGCAGAAAUCCAAGAAAGGUGGCGGAAACACAGGCAUGGGCAAUUUCGUCCGUUUUGAUCAAUUAGAAGUCGAUGAAGAAGUGGACGCCGAGGGAAAGGGUCUGGGUAAGGGUAUCAAGACUACGCUGGUCUAUGAAAAUGGUCAACAUUGUUGGAAUGGUCCAAAUAGGGCUACGACGGUGGUACUGGCUUGUGCGGAGAAAGAUGAGAUUUGGAAGGUGGUGGAGAUGGAGAAAUGUAAUUAUAGGAUGGAUGUGGGGACUCCGGCGGUUUGUGAGAGGGUUGUCAAGGGAGGGGCAAAGAAGGAUGGUAAGGAUGAGUUGUAG